GCACAGGGACAGAAUGUAGAAGACCCUAACCUUUCUUAUAACAGGGUUCACCAAGUAUAGAUCGGGUAAUUCGUUUCCCUAGCGCGCAAGACAGAGCAAUAACAACUCCACUUAUACACAUAUCCAUAUGCCUCAGGUUUGCCUUGAAAAACUUAGGGACUGUCUGAUAAUGUUCCACACAUAACAGCUUCGUGUUGUUCAGAUGGGAGACUAGGUACGUGUACAUGUCAAGGACUUCACCAUUGCAGGUAUCCCACCAAAAAUGCCCGGUAGGCCCUGCAGUAUGUACUCACAACGCAAGUGUAUCGUUUGUACCUUACCUACCCGGCAGUCGUCAGUAGGCCGCCGGAAGACGGUAGACGCAUGAAAUUUUCUGAUCGCUUUCUCAAUUGUACAGUGCACAGGAUUGAAAAGAACUCACAUUAUGGCUCUUGCAACUUCGACCUCAUUCCAGCCUCUAUUGGACUUACCAGACAAUACUAAAUUUGGUGUUGACGGUCUUACCUCUACUCAAAGCCUACUUGACGGAUAUAUUUUCGAAAAAGUCGAUACGCCUGAAAGAGAAAAGGCAAAGCCAAGGCUAGCAUCCGAACGGGAAAUGCAGGAUCUCGCCAUGAACACUAAUAUGACCGCUGGUCCAGCACUGUCCGAAGUUCGUCACAUAGCAGAGAAAGGCUACGGUACUUUUGCUCUCGUUGACAUCCCACGAGGCACUCGCAUCAUGUCAGAAGCACCGCUUAUCGUCAUGGAGAAUCCAAGGUGGCUCACGGCUGAUCUCGAAAAGGAGUUCUCCAAGCUAUCCCCAGACGAUCAGGCUGCGUACAUGAGCUUGCAUUCCGCUCAUGGUCAGAAUCCGCAGUACUGGGAUCCGGUCAAGCGUAAUGCGCCACUAUCGGCUAAUGCUAUGGAGAGAGUGGAGGAACAGUAUGCUGCCCGGAUCGCUCCAGAAAAGAGCCUUGUGUCCAUCUUCCAGACCAAUUGUAUGGGAAUCGAUGAACGCGGCGCAGGAGUAUUCCUUAAAUGUGCUCGGAUCAACCAUUCGUGCAUGCCGAACGCUUUCUUUAGCUAUAACGCUCGCACCGGUAAAGAGAACAUCCAUUCGAUUAAAACUAUCAAGGCUGGCGACGAGAUUACCAUCUGCUACUGUGAUCCGUUUAAUGAUACAGCGAAGCGGGCUUGGCAUAUGCGCCAUUAUGGGUUCACUUGCGUGUGCGAAGCGUGCUGGGAGAAUCAACCCUUUGGAUCUAAGACUGACUUGAGCUUCCAGCGUCGGUAUCGACUGAGGGAGAUCAGCGAUCAGACAGCGGACGAUAUCAACAAGCUCUUCCCAAGCACCGACCAUCUUAUGCGUCUUGUUAAUGCUCUUUCAGAGGCUGCCAUGCUCCUCAUCCAGGAGGACCUCAAGGUAGCAGAGCUUGGCAGAAUGUAAGCGAGUCUUGUUUUACUAGUUAUGCUAUACUGAUCAAGUAUAGCUAUCACGAUAUCUCGUACGCCGCGGAGCGCUAUGGUGAUAUGUCUCUUGCGUUGAAGGCGGCGGAGAAUGCGAGGGUAGUGUAUAGAGAUGUGUAUGGGGAGGAUCAUGAGAAGUACGACUCUGUUCAAGAGACUUUAAACAGGCUCAAAGCGAAGUGAGUGGUAUUGACAAGGGGCACAUGGCUGUGCUGGUCAAAUUUAGGAGGAUGGGAUAGGUGACGGCGGAAACACAGGUGGGGGGUGUAUACUAAAAAUCAGGUCAGUCAUCAGUAUCUGGUGAAUGGGAAGGCUUUACAUAUGACCAGGCCAUGAAUGUCGCAGUGGUUCUUAUUAUGAUUUCUGUUGUG
Messenger RNA from Pseudovirgaria hyperparasitica, 1820 nucleotides. RefSeq names its product SET domain-containing protein. The coding region runs from base 425 to 1429 and encodes 334 amino acids. Lineage: Eukaryota; Fungi; Ascomycota; Dothideomycetes; Acrospermales; Acrospermaceae. Gene Ontology annotation, molecular function: protein binding. The record is from RefSeq and is a predicted model, not a curated record. The transcript has a single exon.